Cynara cardunculus var. scolymus (artichoke) is the source of this 1506-nucleotide messenger RNA. Its product is annotated as mitochondrial phosphate carrier protein 3, mitochondrial-like. Lineage: Eukaryota; Viridiplantae; Streptophyta; Magnoliopsida; Asterales; Asteraceae. Gene Ontology annotation, molecular function: phosphate transmembrane transporter activity. Gene Ontology annotation, biological process: mitochondrial phosphate ion transmembrane transport. Bases 147 to 1235 code for a protein of 362 amino acids. The transcript has 6 exons. Gene Ontology annotation, cellular component: mitochondrial inner membrane. The record is from RefSeq and is a predicted model, not a curated record.
AACGAGUCGUCUUCGAAGGCGCAGACGUUUGUCAGUCUUCCUUACCUUUUUGAAUAAUUGAAUCCCUGUGUUGUCGAUCGCUCAUCAUUCAAAACCCUAAACUAGCGUGAAAUUGAAGCAAUUGAAGCACGAUUGCGAAGGAAUUCAUGGAGAAUUCACGGCAGUCUCUGAUCCCGAGCUUUCUGUACUCUUCGUUUAAGAAUGGAUUCGGUUUUGAGCAUUUGACGGAGAAUCAACGGAGUUUGUCUGAUUCUUCGCCGUCUUCUGUUUCAGCGUCAUCUCCUGUUGCGAGAAGCGGUUUCGUGGUACCGGCGCCCAGCGAGCCAGGUAGGAUUAAGAUGUUCUCGCCGGCUUAUUAUGCGGCAUGUACUGCUGGUGGUACUUUGGCCUGCGGGAUCACACACAUGGCGGUCACUCCAUUAGAUGUUGUGAAAUGUAAUAUGCAGAUUGACCCUGCAAAGUACAAGAGUAUUUCUUCUGGCUUCGGUGUAUUGCUCAAGGAGCAGGGAGUGAGAGGAUUUUACAAGGGUUGGGCACCAACCUUUCUUGGUUACAGUUUACAGGGUGCUGGCAAGUAUGGGUUUUACGAGUUCUUUAAGAAAACCUACUCUGACAUUGCUGGUCCUGAGUAUGCAACCAAGUAUAAAACGUUGAUUUACCUUGCUGGUUCUGCAUCGGCCGAAGUUAUUGCUGACGUCGCCCUUUGCCCGUUUGAGGCAGUUAAGGUCCGUGUUCAAACUCAGCCUGGAUUUGCAAGGGGUUUGUCAGACGGCUUACCUAAGAUUGUCAAGGCUGAAGGUGUUGCAGGGCUAUUCAAGGGCUUAGGUCCUCUGUGGGGACGACAGAUUCCUUAUACAAUGAUGAAGUUUGCAUCUUUUGAGACAAUCGUUGAGAUGAUGUACAAGUAUGCCAUCCCCACUCCAAAGGAUCAAUGUAGCAAAAGUACUCAGCUUGGAGUGAGCUUUGCUGGUGGUUAUGUGGCUGGUAUCUUCUGUGCCGUCGUUUCUCAUCCAGCUGAUAAUUUGGUCUCUUUCCUCAACAAUGCCCAGGGUGCUACUGUUGGAGAUGCUGUCAAGAAGCUCGGCGUGUGGGGCCUCUUCACUCGUGGUCUUCCUCUUCGUAUUGUUAUGAUUGGAACUCUUACCGGAGUUCAAUGGGGUAUCUAUGAUUCUUUCAAAGUUUACGUUGGCCUGCCGACCACCGGUGGUGCUCCUCCUCCCGCUGCUACAGAGUAAACCACUCAACUCGACAAAAUUAAGCCAUUUUGUAUCUCAAAGAACGAUCUACAUCCGACGUAUAAACAAUAUUAGGAUCUGGUAUGCUUACUACUUUAGCUUAAACACGUUAUCGUCUUAUAUUCGAUUCAUUCUCCAUUGUCUAGUGUUUUUUAGUCCAUCCCAUUAUUAGACACCACCAUAGAUUACAAUAUAAGCACCAUUUAUGCGUGCAAUAAGUAUUGAUACACAUCGUGUAAAGUGACAUUCUUUUUCUGAUGAUUUAAAGCGG